Oryzias melastigma (Indian medaka) is the source of this 3056-nucleotide messenger RNA. RefSeq names its product YES proto-oncogene 1, Src family tyrosine kinase (gene yes1). Lineage: Eukaryota; Metazoa; Chordata; Actinopteri; Beloniformes; Adrianichthyidae. The coding region runs from base 742 to 2385 and encodes 547 amino acids. Gene Ontology annotation, molecular function: ATP binding; non-membrane spanning protein tyrosine kinase activity; signaling receptor binding. The record is from RefSeq and is a predicted model, not a curated record. The transcript has 12 exons. Gene Ontology annotation, biological process: cell surface receptor protein tyrosine kinase signaling pathway; cell differentiation; innate immune response. Gene Ontology annotation, cellular component: extrinsic component of cytoplasmic side of plasma membrane.
AGUGACAGCAUAAAGCAUAUUGUAUAGUUUAGUAUUGUUUUGUAUUGUUUAGUCAAUCAAAUAUUUUUUUUACUGUUUUUUUCCCUUCUUUUUUCACGGUAAUGUCGGCCAUAUUGGGAACACGGGAAAACCAUUCAGGAUUUCAUGUAGCCUUCACGUACUGUCGGAAAAAUUUGUAUCAGUCACUUCAGUAAUUCAUAAUUACGUUUUUAUUCAGGAAUUUAAGUGGGAAUAAUACAUGAUUUACAGUAAAGUAUAGUAUUAUUUUCAAGUUCUGAUAAAAAUAUAGGUGUUUGUUAUUUUAAAUUGAAUUAUUUGCUCCACGAUGCCAGAUUUUCCCAGUUUACUUUUGGAACUUGAACGCACCAUUCCUGCCGUGGCCUCGUCGGCUGCCUCGCGCUUGAGCUGCUUUUGUUGUGUCUUUUUGGGGGACCCGGAGCCGACAGCGGGCGGCGGAUCCCCGCGUUUGUUCCCGUGAUGCUCAGCGGCCACGCGGGCUCGCCAGGCGGUGUUCCCGGGCUGUCGUAGUCCCCCGCCGCCGAACCAACGGACUUUGCGCCGCUGAAGUAGUUAAUCGGUAUGGGACAGGCGGAAGACUGAGAUUCCACGCUCCAGACCGCAGCUCAGUCCCGCUUCCACGUCUGUUUUUAACGGAAAAAUAAACCGAGAGGACGCGCGGGGGACGCUGGCCGCAUGUAGCCGAACUUCAUCGCUGCUGAGUUCGGUUUUGAAGACUCGACGAUGGGUUGCGUCAAGAGUAAAGAGCACAAGGGUCCGGCGCUGAAAUACCAACCCGACAACCCCAACGCCGCGUCGGCCAGCGCUCACCAGGGCCACUACGGGCCCGAACCCACCCUGAUCGGUCACUCUCCAGCUGCUAAGAUGCACAACAACACUUACAACAGCCACACGGCGGCCCUCACGCCCUUUGGGGGGGCGUCCUCCGUCAUGACGCCCUUCGGGGGCGCCUCCACCUCCUUCGCCUCGGUGGCUGUGAGCAGUCCCUACCCCACCGCCAUCUCAGGAGGAGUCACUUUCUUCGUAGCGUUGUACGACUACGAAGCGAGGACGGCCGACGACCUGUCGUUCAAAAAGGGGGAUCGUUUUCAGAUCAUCAACAACACGGAAGGCGACUGGUGGGAGGCCCGCUCCAUCAACACCGGCGAGACCGGCUUCAUCCCCAGUAACUACGUGGCUCCGGCCGACUCCAUUCAAGCUGAAGAGUGGUACUUUGGGAAACUGGGCCGCAAAGACGCCGAGCGUCUGUUACUGCUGGUCGGGACGCAGCGAGGAACCUUCCUGGUACGAGAGAGUGAGACCACCAAAGGUGCCUACUCCGUAUCGAUACGAGACUGGGACGAGGUGAAGGGAGACAACGUCAAACACUACAAGAUCCGGAAACUUGACAGCGGCGGUUAUUACAUCACCACACGAGCCCAGUUUGACACGCUGCAGAAGCUGGUCAGACACUACACAGAACAUGCGGACGGGCUGUGCUACCGGCUGACCACCGUGUGUCCCGUGGUGAAGCCGCAGACUCAGGGAUUGGCGAAGGACGCCUGGGAGAUCCCGCGGGAGUCGCUCCGGCUGGAAGUCAAGCUGGGGCAGGGCUGCUUCGGGGAGGUUUGGAUGGGCACAUGGAACGGCACCACCAAAGUGGCGAUUAAGACCCUGAAGCCGGGCACCAUGUCCCCGGAGGCCUUCCUGCAGGAGGCCCAGAUCAUGAAGAAGCUGCGCCACGACAAGCUGGUGCCGCUGUACGCCGUGGUGUCCGAGGAGCCCAUCUACAUCGUCACCGAGUUCAUGGGCAAAGGUAGCCUCCUGGACUUCCUGAAAGAGGGUGAUGGGAAGUACCUGAAGCUUCCUCAGCUGGUGGACAUGGCCUCUCAGAUCGCAGACGGCAUGGCCUUCAUCGAGAGGAUGAACUACAUCCACCGAGACCUGAGAGCCGCCAACAUCCUGGUGGCCGAUAACCUGGUGUGUAAAAUCGCAGACUUCGGUUUGGCUCGGCUCAUCGAGGACAACGAGUACACGGCUCGGCAAGGUGCCAAGUUCCCCAUCAAGUGGACGGCCCCCGAGGCGGCUCUGUACGGCCGCUUCACCAUCAAGUCGGACGUGUGGUCGUUCGGGAUACUACUGACGGAGCUGGUCACCAAGGGCCGAGUGCCGUAUCCAGGGAUGGUGAACCGGGAGGUUCUGGAGCAGGUGGAGCGCGGCUACCGCAUGCCCUGCCCCCAGAGCUGCCCCGAGUCGCUCCACGACCUGAUGAUGCAGUGCUGGAAGAAGGAGCCGGACGAGAGGCCCACCUUCGAGUACACCCAGUUCUUCCUGGAAGACUACUUCACGGCCACGGAGCCGCAGUACCAGCCCGGGGACAACCUGUAGCCGGCGGGAGGCGGGAACGAGAGGCGGAUUUCUCUGGGAACAUUGGCGAGGGCGGGCCACUACACUGUGAUUUCUAAUAAACGCGACGCAGAUUUAUACUUUGUUAUAAGCCCCUCCCACCUUCCUGCAAGCCCCUCCCCUUUUUUAUGACAAACAUUUGGGAGUUUGUUUUUUAGAGACCAAUAACUGUGGAUGGAGGCGGAGCUAAAGUCUGCUGUAGAAUGUACGGACAGCAGCAGGUUUAACAAACUCACGACGUUUUAACCUGCAGAAUCACUCAAAGUAUUUUGAUAACGACUUUCUGAUUUAACGUUUUAUAAAUGUUUAAAGAGUUUAUUUGAUUUCCUUUAGAUCUCAUUUCCAGUCCAGCAGAUCCCUUUUAUAAACACGUUGGUCAAAUCUCAUUUUUUAAUCUAAGAUACAGACAUUUAGGAAGACUUUUACACUAAAACCGUGUGGGAGGAGCUUCAGAUUCAGCUGGUUUUCAUGGUACUUCACAGUUUUACCUUUUUCCAGGUGUGAGAAAUGAGGAGUUUAAAGAUGUGAAUUCUUCUUUUUGUCGUCGGGGAGUCGAGUUGUUGAUCCUGAAACUCGUUUGGAACUUUAUAUAAUAAACAACAGAGAGGUUACGUCUAUGAUUUUGUACAGAACAAAAUAAAAGAAUAAAUCAA